AGCACAGCACCCGGCACGCGCCAACAACGACGACCACCCACCCACACCACUCCCUUACUCUCUCUCUCUCCGCAGCACCCAGGAACUCCAAAUCUAACCACAUGUCGCGGCUCCUGUCAUAGCAAGUGGCAUUUUUGCAUAGGAACGCGUAUGAUGGCCGCCAUUCUCCGCACGCCGGACACAUAAUAAUAGACCCAGUUCUUAUUUUGUCCUCAUUUCCCCCCGCCUGGGCCAGUUCAAUGCCGACGUACUGACAACUUGCUGCCGCCCAUAAUUGUCUAACUAUCCACCGCCGCAGACAUGUCGUCCGUCAAUGGCUCCUACACGGCGACCUUGAGUCCCACGGUCGCCUCCUCCGAUACCACUGCCACGUUUCCUCCGCACAUGCUCGCGAGCUCUAUCUCGUCUCUCUCUUCCUCGACCUCAUCACGCCACAACUCCCAGAUAUCAAAAACCUACCGCCAGGCCUCAACUCUGUUCCUCACGCGUCGGCUGCCCGAGGCCCUAUCGACCAUCCUGCCACUAAUCACCCCGCCGCCGGGACAGUCAGAAGACGGCGUAAACGAGCCUGCGCCCGUCGCGAGGGCGUCACGAUCCACGAGGAUCAAGGUCUGGAGCCUGUAUUUGACGACGUUGAACGCAAUCGUCGAACUGGAGCCGGACGAGGGAAAGGAUGCCUUCGGGAGCCAGGAGUGGCGGUCGCUAUGCUCCAAGGUUAGAGAGGGCGAGGUGUGGGAAGAAGUCGUACGCAACGGAUACCACGGCGUCGAGAGCGACGUCGACUCGGAUGUUGUCAUCAAUCUCGCCACGCUCCUCUUAGCCCACGCGCGGACGCAAGAAUUAAAUCAGAAAAAGCUAGAGAGCUAUCUUGCAGCAUCUACGUCGCCAAACAUGGACUUAUCCAAGCGGUUCUCGGACUCACCAUCACCGUCACCACGGCUGAACCGGCACCGGUCUCCCGCCAAGGCUACGAGCGGAGCGGAUACGCCGAGGGACCUCAAUGCGCGGGUCAAGAUCCUCGAGCUGUAUACGCUGCACGUGCUAAUCCGCAACAAUGAAUGGGAUUAUGCCCGCGAGUUUAUCAGCGUGAGCUCAGUAUUGGACGACGAGCGCCGUGAAGCGUUCUUGCAAGCUCUGGAGAGCCUACAGGAAGAGCAGCAAGAACAGGAGAGGCAAGAGACGGAAGAGCGUCGCCGUCAGGAGGAGCAACUGCGGCGCGACAUCGAAGAGGCGAAGCAGCUGAGGGCCGAAAACGAAGAACGAGAACGCCGGAGGUUAGAGGAAGAGAGGGCACGGAGAGAAGGGGCCGAAGGGGACUACGGCAUCGAAAAGACACCCAGUAAAGCAGGCUCGAGCAAGGCGGGGUCGAGCAAGGGACGUCACGCGAGAGUGGUCUCCAACGCCUCUGGCUCUAACUCGAAUUCGAAACUGCCUGUCUCCCAGGCGAAAGGAAAAUCGCCAACCGCGCCAACGUUUGGGACGAGGGCUUCAAUGGUUUUGUCUCGCAUACGCGAGGUAAUAGACCAGCUGGGGGCGUCGUUUAAGACGAAUCCUAUGCUGCUGAUGCGGCUGGUGGCCUUCAUUUUGGGGUUGGUCGUCAUGUUCGGGCAGAAGAACAUCCGUGAACGGAUACAGCGAGUGCUUGGUAACGGUUGGAAUAAGGUUAAGGCAACUGCGGGAAUGGGAGUUAAGGUUAGCUACAUAUGAUUACGACGGAUACUGCUUAGCUCUGGCUUCACUGUACUAUACGG
Molecule: messenger RNA, 1751 nt
Organism: Colletotrichum navitas
Lineage: Eukaryota; Fungi; Ascomycota; Sordariomycetes; Glomerellales; Glomerellaceae
Product: peroxin 26
Exons: 2
Coding region: 301-1707 (468 amino acids)
Source: RefSeq, a predicted model, not a curated record